CUGCUACCUUUCGUGUAAACUGAGGUGCCUGAACUAAUAAUACGGCUGCUGACGCGCAGAUAAAUAUAGUAAAAUAUGAGUUUUAAUUCUCUGUUUCUAUUUGAAAAGUACAAAACUGCUUAAGCAGCAUCCCUAACAAAUUUAAUUUCUUUUUCUAUUGGUAAAAAAACACAGUUUAAUGAAGUUGCAAAAUGACAGACUUUAAUGAAAUCGUUAUUGUUUUAAAAUGGAGUGGUAAGGAAUACCCAUUAACGGACCUAACCGACCAGGAUACUGUUGAAAUGCUGCGUCACGAAAUCUUUCGGAAAACCCAGGUCCGUCCGGAACGUCAGAAGCUAUUGAACUUGAAACAUAAAGGUAAGCCGGCAGCUGACAACAUUAAGCUUUCUGCCUUGGAGCUUAAAGCAAAUUUCAAGCUGAUGAUGGUGGGGUCCACCGAAGCGGACAUUGAAGACGCCUGCAGUCUACCCGAUGACAUUGGCGAGGUGAUUGACGACUUCGAUGACGCCGAAGAGCGGGAGGAUUCCGUGGAGAACUCUGCAGUGUACCUGGCCAAAGUGCAGCGGCGUGUACGCGAUUAUAAAAUCGCGGAGCUGUCGCCGCCACGUGAAGGCAAAAAGUUGCUUGUUCUAGAUAUAGAUUACACACUAUUUGAUCAUCGGUCACCCGCAGAGCAGGGUACGGAACUGAUGCGGCCGUUUUUGCACGAGUUUCUGGCCUCGGCAUAUGAGCACUAUGAUAUAGUUAUUUGGUCAGCCACCAGCAUGCGUUGGAUUGAAGAGAAAAUGCGCUUGCUUGGCGUCAGUAACAAUGAGAGCUAUAAGAUAAUGUUCUACCUCGACUCAAAUGCCAUGAUCUCUGUUCAUGUGCCGGAACGCGGAGUAGUGGAUGUAAAGCCGUUGGGCGUCAUAUGGGGUCUUUACAAGCAGUACACACCCAAGAACACGAUUAUGUUUGAUGAUAUACGACGCAAUUUCAUGAUGAAUCCCAAGUCAGGACUUAAAAUACGUCCAUUUCGACAGGCUCACAUAAACCGCUCCAAAGACAAGGAACUGUUGAAACUGUCCACUUAUUUGCGCCAGAUUGCCUUGUACUGUAAAGAUUUUAACUCUCUCAAUCAUCGUAAGUGGGAGCACUAUGAUCCCAAGAAAAAUUCUUAAUGCUGUUUUUGGCAU
Messenger RNA from Drosophila hydei, 1175 nucleotides. RefSeq names its product ubiquitin-like domain-containing CTD phosphatase 1 (gene Ublcp1). The record is from RefSeq and is a predicted model, not a curated record. The transcript is spliced from 3 exons. Gene Ontology annotation, biological process: protein dephosphorylation. Gene Ontology annotation, molecular function: protein serine/threonine phosphatase activity; protein binding. Gene Ontology annotation, cellular component: nucleus. Lineage: Eukaryota; Metazoa; Arthropoda; Insecta; Diptera; Drosophilidae. The coding region runs from base 192 to 1160 and encodes 322 amino acids.